CUCUCUACUGAUUGAAGAUGGCAGAAGGACAUCUGUUAGUAUUACAGGAUGAGUUCACCUGCUUGGUGUGCCUGAAGACCCUGAGUGACCCCGUCUCAAUCCCCUGUGGUCACAGUUUCUGUAUGAAGUGCCUCACGGACUGCUGGGAUCAGAGCCAAGAGUGCAGCUGUCCUCAGUGCAGAAGAACCUUCACCACAAGGCCUGAAUUACACAUAAACACAGUGCUGAGUGACACGGUCAAGAAACUGAAGAAGACAACAAUUGGUCCACCUCGGUCUCUGAAUUACGCUGGCCCUGGGGAUGUGGAGUGUGACUUCUGUACUGGGAAGAAGCUCAGAGCGGUGAAUUCAUGUCUGACUUGCUUGGCCUCCUUCUGUCAGACUCACCUGCAGCCUCACUUUGAAGUUGAGACCUGGAAGGACCACAAGCUGACUGAUCCUGAUGGAAAUCUGAAGGAGAAACUCUGUGAGAAACAUCAGAAAUGUCUGGAGAUAUUUUGUACCACAGAUGAGAUGUGUAUCUGCAUAAUGUGUGUGGUGAGUGGACAUGAAGGUCAUAAAAUGGUCACACUGGAGAUGAAAAGAGAAGAAAAGCAGAAACAGCUGGGGGCGACACUGAGUGACAUCAAGAGGGGACUUGAGGAGAGAGAGAAGACACUGAAGGAGAUGAGGAGGGCGAUGGAGGAGAUGAAGAUCUCUAUGAAAAAAGAGGUGAAAAAAAAUGAGAAGAGCUUCACUGCUCUCAUACGGUGCAUUGAGGAAGCCCACAGGAAACUGACUGAGAGGGUCAGAGAACAAGAAAAGAGAGAAACGGAGAAGGCUGAAGGAGUAAUGGAGCAACUGGAGAAGGAGAUGGAGGUGCUAAAGAGGAGAGAAGCUGAGCUGAAGGAGCUUUCAGAGACCAAGGACCAUCUCCACUUCCUACAGACUUUCUCAUCUUGCUGUGUCCUUCCUGCUGAUGGAGACUCACUGAGCUUCACUGUCACCACUGAUUUCUCAUCUGAGGACCUGAGAAAGGAGCUGUCAGGUCUGACAAAUAGUCUGGAGAAGAUCAGCCAGUGGGUCAUCAUGACAAGGACUUCAUCAGCUCAUGAAGCUCCAGUUUUCGCCCUCCAGCCUCCUGAACCUCAGAGCAAAGAUGACUUUUUAAAAUACUUCUGUCCCCUCACACUGGACAUCAACACGGCACACAGAGACCUCCAACUGUCUGAAGGGAACAAGAAGGUGACACGUGAGAGGACAUGGUCUGGAUAUCCUGAUCAUCCUGAGAGAUUUGAUUGCUAUGUCCAAGUUUUGAGCAGAGAGGCUCUGACUGGGACUCGCUGUUACUGGGAGGUGGAGUGCAGUGGACACUUCAUCAAGAUUGGAGUCACAUAUAAAGGACUGAGCAGGAAAGGAGUGGGCUGGGAGUGCCGCCUUGGAUACAACGACAAGUCCUGGAGUCUGCAGUGUUGUAAUUCCCAGUACUCUGUGUGUCACAAUAACCAGCAGGCUGAAAUCAGUGCCCCCUACUGCCCCAGAAUAGGUGUGUAUCUGGACUGGCCUGCUGGCUCCCUGUCAUUUUAUAGCGUCUCACACACAAUGACCCUCUUGCACAGGUUCAACACCUCCUUCACUGAGCCCCUCUAUCCAGGGAUUUGUCUUUGUCCUAACUCCAAUGUAACCAUCAGCCAUCUGACACCAUGUGACCACUGACCAGUACCCUCCAGUACCCUCCCACAAGUGCAGGUCCUCUUUGUGUUUGUAGUUUGGGGUCAAUAUGAAUUUUACACGAUAGGUGGGGGUUGCACCUCUGUGAGUGAAUUUUGAAAUAAGAAUGCAGGGUGAGUCAGGGUCUCCAUUAUUAUUGGGUCUGAGUAGCCAAUCAGGUGUGUGUGCCAUAGUGAGGUGCGGAGACACCUCAGACCUACAAAUACCAGUCUGACCAGCAGGGUUGAUUCACAGCCAUAUGUCCUUCAGGCUGACACCCAAACAACUACUGUGUCCUCUGAGUGUCACCGAAUGUCACCUGUUAAGUCAGUCUGUAUAGCGCCUUUCAGUAGUGCUGCUCCAGCAGGAUGACAUGCCUGUCUCAAUAUCUAGAGCCACAUUCCAGUGACUAUUUAGGAGCACAGAGUGACAGAAGUGACUGGAGUGCUGGCCUCUAAAGAGACAUUGUCUGCCCCUCUAUUAGUUACUCAGGUGGUCUGUCACCUCUGAAUGAAUUCACUGUGGGUGUCUAAAGACAAGGAGUCACCACUCAGUCACAUGUUGGCCAUACUGAUGGAGUUUGGUGUUUUACUGGGUCACUUGGUGUCACGUUAGACAUUAAACUGUACCUUCUCCUUGUUGUUCCCACUGUCACCCAACCUCAAGGAGAUGAGUCAGCUGACUGACUUCACCUUCACUGUCGGUGUUCAAAGUGACAAUCAUAUGUGACACUUGGGGACACUUUUAUCUUUCCACUGACACACACAUUCCUAGGAUUAAUUUACAAUUCUCUCAGGAUCCCUCAAGGAGCGUCAUGUCACCUGACAUCAGUCUGUGUGAAGAAGCCAAUGAAGGCCAAACCCCCCCCCUCCGUGAAUUACAGGACACACCAGCAGAUGCUGAGUACGACUUCUAAAUCUGUCAUCUUCAUGGAGUAUGAGGGGUUAAAAGGAAGAGGAGAAAGUGAAUAAAGAGUAAGGGGUGAGGAUGAUAGAGAAGAGAGUCAGGGGGAUAAAGGGUUAGAUGAGUGACCUGAGCCAGAGUGAGUCACACGAGUGUGUCACUUGUGUGUUUGUGAGUUUUGCUCCUCCCUCCUGAUUUUCUCCUCUUUGACUUGUCACAUGCUGAUGGCCGUCCUGUGAUCACAGAUUGUAUUCCUUGUUGAUCAAAUCUGUAUCUCGAUGUGUGACUGACGUCUGAUUCUUUAAGCACUCGCUCAUCAGACAGGUUGUCACCCAAUGAGCUUUUCACUGCUGACCUAAGCCCUACUGCCCUCUUCUCUCUCCUGUCACCUCGGCCAUUGCUUCAGUCCCCACCGUGUGACCUCAUAAAGCCACUGGUCUGUCUGGUCACUCAGGUCCUCAUUGCAGCUGGACACUGGCAGUCGUUCAAAGUCUACAGGCUGACAGCCAUGUUGUCCUGUCAUCCGGAUGUUUGUGUUGGUUGAGGGUCAUCUCCUGCUGACCUUGGGGGCUUUUAGAGCUCAGGAUUAAUGAACAGACCAUCAUAAAAAUGGAAAUGUCAGUCAGCAGUGUGGGCAGGUGGGCACAUUCAGGGCAAAAUGUCAUUUCAAAGUCGAUGAGCACACUUGACACAUCACCAGUCACUGAUAAUCGACUCCACAUCAGCUCCUGUGGCCCUCAUCGUGUGCUGUGAACUCAGACGCUGGUCCUGUGACUUGCACCUUAGUGACAUUCCUGUGACUUUCAGGGCUGUGACAUCAGCUGAUUCUUCUGGAGCCAAACUGCGCCCUCUUGUGGCCACUCUACAUAUUAAACAUACGAGAAGCUAGGAUGUGAAGUGUUUGGUGAGAUCUUAAAAAAAUAUUCAGAAUAUUGACAUCACCUUGAAGGACAGUUUGGUUUUAUAAGAAUUAAUUAUGUAAAAGAAUAUUUAACUUAAUCUUUAAUUAAUCCUUUGUUAAUUAUGAUUAGAUGUUACAUUCACAGAAGUCGAUGGCCUGUUAAUGCUUCAGUUUGUAAAAAUUUGAAUUCCUUAUUAAUUUAAAAAGAUCAAAAAAAAAAACAUAAGGACAAUUGUUAUUUGUCAGAUCUGUUCAUUUCGUAACUUUUGAUUUGUAAAUUCCUCUGAUCAUAUCUCAGGUUUUCUAAAUUCUGUUGAUAGUUGGACUUCUUGUUUAUGAUUAAUCCUCUUUAAUAAAAGGACAAG
Messenger RNA from Erpetoichthys calabaricus (reedfish), 3857 nucleotides. Its product is annotated as tripartite motif-containing protein 16-like. The coding region runs from base 18 to 1694 and encodes 558 amino acids. The transcript has 6 exons. Gene Ontology annotation, molecular function: protein binding; zinc ion binding. The record is from RefSeq and is a predicted model, not a curated record. Lineage: Eukaryota; Metazoa; Chordata; Cladistia; Polypteriformes; Polypteridae.